AUGUCUUCCAUCUCACCUGUUUCCACUGUAGAUGAAAAGCAAUUCGGGGCUCUCCCCACAACCAUCUCAGAUGCGGCCCCUUCGCAUUCUGACUCUGGCCGCCUCCACGCCCUGGAGCAGCUAGAGAUCAUCCCCAAAAUGCUUCAAGAGGGCAUCAUCUUCGCUGGCGCAGGUGCAGCCCUUCUUCUACAAGCUGCACUACCUGGAAUCCGCGAUGGAUCAACCGGCGGCCCCAAAGAGCUCGCCACCGAGCUCAUCGAUGUAAUGCAAGCCCAUAUCAGCUACAUCUCCUGUCUGGUAUUUGGCAAUCGCGCCGAGCGCAAGACCCUCCUGGAUCUAUUGCAAAGUGGCGAACGACCCCUGCUGGGUAACGGCCACUCCAAUCGGUUUACAGCCCACCCCUCACAGCAGCUGUGGAUGGCUGCAACAUUAUACGUUACCACAACAGACGUCUACCAGCGCGUCUACGGCCGCGUCGAUUAUGCAACUGCUCAACGCGCAUACAGCGAAUUCACCCUGCUGAUGUACUGUCUGGGCGUACCAUCCGGGACAUGGCCUGCAUCCCGAGAAGAAUUCUGGUCCUACUGGGACGAUCAGGUGUCUCAGCUGACGGUCUCCUCGGAUGCGGCGCAGUUCGCAAAGGACCUCAGAGAGAGUACGGAGAUGCCGCGCUGGGUGCAGUCUAUGAAGCCGUUCCUGCGGGUGGCGAUGAUUGAAAUGUUGCCUCCGCAGUUGCGUGAUGCUUAUGGAUUGCGCUCGACGGUGGCUACGAGAACGCUUUAUCGUACUUACAUGGGACUGUCGGUGGCUGUUUAUCCUGCUAUGCCUAAUAAGUGGAGGGCGUAUCCUUACCGGUUUUAUCAGGAUCGUUUGAAGAAGCAGUUGAAUGUGGUUUAA
This is a messenger RNA of Penicillium salamii, 897 nucleotides long. Lineage: Eukaryota; Fungi; Ascomycota; Eurotiomycetes; Eurotiales; Aspergillaceae. The record is from the annotation of a GenBank genome assembly.